AUGGGCACGAGAUGGGCAGGUGGAGUAUGGGCAAAAGUGUAUAGUGGAGCAUGGUAUCAUGGAGGAACAAAUUUUGGUCAAAUUGUUGGGGGUCCUUUUAUUGCUACUAGCUAUGAUUAUGAUGCUUCGCUCGAUGAAUACGGACUGUUGAGGCAACCGCAACCCAAGUGGGGCCAUUUGAAAGAUUUGCAUAGAGCAAUAAAGCUAUGUGAACCAACUUUAGUAUAUGGAGAUCCCACACUGAUGCAACUUGGAACUGAUCAGGAGGCUCAUGUGUUCAAUUAUAAAUCUGAAGGUUGCGCCACCUUCCUUGCAAAUUACGACACAAAUUCAUUUGCAAAAGUUGCCUUUAGGGACAUGCACUAUAACCUGCCACCCUGGUCUAUCAACAUUCUUCCCAACUGCAAGUAUAUUGUGUAUAACACUGCUAUAAAAGUUCCCUAUCAUUGA
Hibiscus syriacus is the source of this 450-nucleotide messenger RNA. RefSeq names its product beta-galactosidase 1-like. Gene Ontology annotation, molecular function: beta-galactosidase activity. The transcript is spliced from 4 exons. Bases 1 to 450 code for a protein of 149 amino acids. Gene Ontology annotation, cellular component: cell wall; vacuole. Gene Ontology annotation, biological process: carbohydrate metabolic process. NCBI's taxonomy places the organism in Eukaryota, Viridiplantae, Streptophyta, Magnoliopsida, Malvales, Malvaceae. The record is from RefSeq and is a predicted model, not a curated record.